Messenger RNA from Fundulus heteroclitus (mummichog), 4479 nucleotides. RefSeq names its product WD repeat domain 62 (gene wdr62). Gene Ontology annotation, biological process: mitotic spindle organization; regulation of mitotic cell cycle; neurogenesis. The coding region runs from base 163 to 4167 and encodes 1334 amino acids. Gene Ontology annotation, molecular function: protein binding. The transcript has 33 exons. The record is from RefSeq and is a predicted model, not a curated record. Lineage: Eukaryota; Metazoa; Chordata; Actinopteri; Cyprinodontiformes; Fundulidae. Gene Ontology annotation, cellular component: mitotic spindle.
AGGAUCAGAUUUCCUGCUGCCGUCAUGGCGGCCAGAUGAAACUUUUGGUAAACUUAGAGGAGCCGUUCCCUCACACCGAGAAGCGUCGUCUGGUGGUUUCUUCUCGUUGUAACGGCUCCUUGGAGGCCGCUUUAUUUAGCAGCUCGUGUUAAAGGUGCUGUCAUGGCGGACAGAGCGGACAGGAGGAGGAAGCCAGCGGGGCGGAAGAGCCGACAGAGCCAGCCGAGGAAGAGCUCCGUCAGCCGGGUCACUCUGGAGAAGGUCCUCGGCAUCAGCACCGUCAGCAGCAGCUUCCUGACAUCUGACCCCAACUCGGGCCGUAUCGCCUAUCCCGCAGGGUGUGUGGCGGUGCUGCUCCACCCGCUGAAGAACGAGCAGAGCCACAUCAUCAACGGCUCCAGGAAGCCCUUCACGGCGCUGGACUUCUCCCACGAUGGGAAGCACCUGGUCACCGGAGAGAGCGGCUACAUGCCCUGCGUCCGGGUCUGGGAGCUGGGCGGCGGUCAGGUGGCCGAGGUCCAGGCCCACAAGUACGGCGUUUCCUGCGUGGCGUUCUCCUCCAACAGCUCCUACGUCGUCUCCGUGGGGUUCCAGCACGACCGCACCAUCAGCGUGUGGGACUGGAGGAGAGGCGCCAUCAUCGCCUCCAACAAGGUGUCCAGCAGAGUCUUCUCCGUCUCCUGCUCUCAGGACGGCAGCCGCUUCGUCACCGCGGGAAACCGACACGUCAAGUUCUGGGACCUGGACGCCUCAAAGGAACGGCGGGUGAACAGCACGGUGCCGCUGAUUGGGCGCUCCGGCUUGCUGGGCGACCACAGGAACGCCGUGUUCUGUGGCGUGGCGUGUGGGCGGGGCCUAACGGCGACCAACACCUACUGCGUCACCACCGGCGGCGUGCUGUGUCAGUUCAACGGCAGCCGGCAGCUGGAGGCCUGGGUGGACCUGAAGACGGCGGCGGCGAGCAGCCUGGCCGUCAGCGAUGACUUCGUCUUCUGCGGCUGCGCGGACGGCGUGGUCCGGGUCUUCCGGCCGUCCGACCUGCAGUACGUCGGCUCGCUGCCUCGGCCGCACCGCCUGGGCGUGGACCUGAGCCGCAGCGCGCCGCACAGCCCGUCGCCUGCCGGCUCAGAGGCGCCGCACCCCGACACGCUGGCCCUGACCUUCGACCCCCGGGGCCGACGGCUCGCCUGCGUCUACUCCGACCACAGCGUGUACGUGUGGGACGUGAGAGACGCUAGGAAUGCUGGGAAGCUUUAUUCUGCUCUCUAUCACAGCAGCUGCGUGUGGAACAUCCAGGUGUAUCCGGAGCUGGAGGAUCCGUCUCAGGCCUGCCUGCCUCCGUCCUCCUUCCUCACCUGUUCGUCUGAUAACACCAUCAGGCUGUGGCACUCUGACGCCUCCGUCAGGCACAGCAACCGCUACAGCCAGGACCUGCUGAGGAUCCUGUACGUGGGGCGGGACGUGCAGCACCUGCAGGCCGGGGGGGCCGAGGCCGAGGGCCCCGACGGCAAGGCGGGCAUCAGGGUGCUGGGGGUCAGUCCGGACGGCAAACAUCUGGCGGCCGGAGACCGCUGUGGGAACCUGAGGAUCUUCGCUCUGCAGUCCCUGGAGCAGCUGGUGAAGAUCGAGGCCCACGACUCGGAGGUGCUGUGCCUGGAGUUCUCUCCCGCGUCCACAGGGGUGAAGCUGCUGGCUUCUGCCAGCCGGGACCGACUGAUCCACGUCUUCAACCUGGAGAAGAACUACAGCCUGGAGCAGACGCUCAACGACCACUCAGCCUCCAUCACCGCCGUCAGGUUCACAGGUGAGAGUCCAGAGGUCCGGAUGGUGAGCUGCGGCGCCGACAAGAGCAUCUACUUCCAGGCAGCCGAGCAGACCGCCGAGGGUUUGACGUUCUCCAGGCGGCACCACGUGGUGGAGAAGACCACGCUGUACGACAUGGACCUGGACCCGACCGGCACUCGCGUGGCCAUCGCCUGUCAGGACAGGAACAUCAGGGUUUACGGCGUGGAGGCGGGGAAGCUGGAGAGGAGCGUCAGAGGCUCGGUGAGCGACGAAGGCGCUCUGCUCAAGGUCCAGAUGGAUCCGUCGGGCUCGUUCUUCGCCACCAGCUGCUCCGAUAAGAACAUCAGCGUCUUCGACUCAGACUCAGGGGAGUGCGUCGCCACGCUGUUCGGCCACUCAGAGCUGGUGAGCUGCAUGAAGUUCAGCCAGGACUGCAGACACCUGAUCUCAGCGUCAGGAGACAGCUGCGUGUUCGUGUGGCGCCUGGACCCCCAGAUGACCGGCGCCAUGAGGAAGAGGCGGGCGCUCCAAGUCAGCCGAGCAGCCAAGAGCCGCAGCCUCAGCAAGCCCAGCAUCAGAAGGGAGACCUUCAUCACCGUCCCCUCAUCCCAGCGGCUCCUGGUGGAGGAAGAGGAGCAGAAGGAUCUCAGGACUCCAGGAAAACUGGACCCUGAUCCAGAGACCUCGCUGCUCCAGACCAACGGGAAGCUGCCCAUGUGGUUCCGGAAGCUGGCUGAGGCCGACGGCGCUGUCCAAUCAGAACCGGAGCCUCAUCAGGCCCGCGGCCAGUGGGCGGAGCGUCUGAACCCGCUGAGCAUCUGCUCCAGCUUCUCCCCGAGUCCCAGCAGGAGCCAGGAGGAAGAAGAGGAGGAGGAAGAGGAGGAGUUUCAGCCUCAGAGUCUGGACAGCCUGCUGGGAGACGAGGAAGAGGAGACGGCGGAUCCAAACAGAACCUUCAUCCUCCACCCAGACUGUAGCUCCGCCUCUUCUGACAGGGACUUCAGAGUGGAGGGCGUGGCCGCUCCUCAGCAGGAGGUCAAAGGUCAGGGGGUGGAGCCUGCGUGGGGGACACACCUGAGUCCGGACUCGGCGUGCUCCGAAGGUUCGACAGGAAGUCUGGAGCAGCAGCACGACACAGACACGGACUCUCUGAGCCAGAGCAGCUCUGCGGGCAGUUUGGGUCCGGAGGAAGACGAGGACAGGAACUCUCUGAAGAACCACUUUGAAAGUCUGGCCUCCAGCCUGAACGAAGAACGCUUCGACACGGACCUGACGUCGCUGCAGCCGGCGGAAGAAAAAGCCUUCCUGAACCCCCGACUCAGCAUCUCCGCCCGCUUCCUGUCCCGCUUCCAGGACCGGCUCAGGGUCCGACCUGGUCGAGCUCUGAUCUCCAUUCCAGGCAGGAUCUCUGAGGAGAGCAGCAUCAGCGGCGGGGCGGUGGGAUCCGAGCCGAGCUGCUCCACCAAGGCUGCUGGUUCCACGCCGAGGGAGAACUGUGAUGGAGGGAGUGUGUGUGUGACCACAGUGAGAGGUAAAGCAGUCCUCCAUAGGAGAGCUUCCUGUGGGAUUUCCCAUCAGCCCCAGCGGCGUCCGGCCCGCAGACGACACACUGCGCUGGUGCUGCAGUGCAGGAGGACUUUAGGAGACAUCACCUCCAGGACUCAGACGGCCAAUGGCAGCGCAGAGCCUUCAGUCCCACAGGAGGAGGCUGGACUCGCAUGCCUGGACCUCCCCAGCAGCUCCAAACCCGGCGAGGACCCCCCAGCCUCCGCCCAGGAGGAGAACAAGGAAAACCGGAGCUGCGCCUUAGACCUCCAGCCUCCACCCACGCCCUCGCAGCCUGACGGCCCCGACCUGUGCACCAGAACCCUGGACCCGCAGGAGCAGAGCCGCAGUCUGCAGGUACUGGCCACGCCCACUCCGCUGAUGUCACAGUGUGGAGAAAGUAGGUGGAGCUUCAGCAGCCUGGAGGAGACGCCGACUGGAAGCCGAACACUAACCCAGAGCCCCGGCCCAACAGCGCCACCUGCUGUGAGAAAGGUGGAGCGGGAAACCAGAACCCAGACUGAACCAGCGCUCCUGGCCCCGCCCACUUCCUCCUCCUCUCCCUUGUCAGAGAGGCUCCGCCCUCAGGCCGCCGCCUCCACCUGUCGGACAGGUGAGGAGGAGGAGGCGGAGUCUGUCAGCUUGCUGCUGUGUCAGCGUGUUGCCAGCGAGCUGCGGCAGGCAACGCAACGAGCCGUGCUUCUUUACCGGCAGCAGGUCGGCGGCUCUGAGCGACGUCCAGAGGCCUCCGUUCUGCAGGAGGCCUUCGCCGCGGUUCUCGGGGAGCUGCAGGCUGUAACGGCGCCCCCUCUGGUCAGAUCCAGGAUGACCAGAUAACACAGCUGGGGAAACUCAGAGCUGAGCUUCUGGUUCCGAUCUCACUGAACAAACUGAAAAAAAAUCAGAACCAGAACCGGCAUCGGUACGGAGGCUGACAGAGGACCGAAUUCAGCCACUGACAGGAACUAUUAAACUAAAGGCACCUUAUUGUUUUACAGCCAGCAGUAUUUUAUUCCUUUUUACGUCAGUUUUUAUGAAACAAAGCUUUUACGUUUGUAAUAAAUGUCAUGUUUGAUCAACAUGUUUCACUACAAUCUUUAUUUUUUCAUUCAGCCAUGAACUGUUAAAACAACCCAAAAUCAAGAUGUU